This is a messenger RNA of Abrus precatorius (Indian licorice), 1510 nucleotides long. Its product is annotated as dnaJ homolog subfamily B member 4-like. The coding region runs from base 214 to 1257 and encodes 347 amino acids. Gene Ontology annotation, molecular function: protein-folding chaperone binding. The transcript has 3 exons. The record is from RefSeq and is a predicted model, not a curated record. NCBI's taxonomy places the organism in Eukaryota, Viridiplantae, Streptophyta, Magnoliopsida, Fabales, Fabaceae. Gene Ontology annotation, cellular component: cytosol.
AAUGCAGUAGUGCUGUAAUCCGAUCACCCGAAAACUGAACAGCAUACAACUAGUUGGGAUUUCUGGAACUUUCCACACAGUUCUCAGACCACCGAAACAUCUUCCGAACGCGACAGGGACUGCCAUACUAACUCCAUAAACACUGCAACCUCUGAAGAACUAGAAAAAAUAGCGAAAGUGAAGAAGAGAAAGAGAGAAGACCUUGAACGAGACAUGGGGGUUGACUACUACAAGGUCCUUCAGGUCGAUAGGAAUGCCAAAGAAGACGACUUGAAGAAGGCUUACAGAAAGCUCGCCAUGAAAUGGCACCCCGACAAGAACCCCAACAGCAAAAAGGAAGCAGAAUCCAAGUUCAAACAAAUCUCAGAAGCCUACGAGGUGUUGAGUGAUCCUCAAAAGAGAGCAAUCUAUGACCAAUACGGUGAAGAGGGUCUGAAGGGUCAAGUGCCACCUCCUGAUACUUCUUCUGGUGGAGGAACCACUUUCUUUCCCACCGGAGACAUUCCAGCGUCGUUUCGGUUCAAUCCCCGAAAUGCUGAUGAUAUUUUUGCUGAGUUCUUUGGCUUCUCGGACCCGUUUGGUGGGGUUACGGGAAGAAGUGGUGGUGCUGGCAUGAGAUCGAGGUUCUCUAAUGGCAUGUUUGGUGAUGACAUUUUUAGGUCUUUUAGUGAAGGAGGAGGAGGAGGAGUCCAUGUGAAUCAAAGUGGCCCUCGCAAGGCUUCUCCCAUUGAGAACAAGUUGCCCUGCACCCUUGAGGAGAUUUACAAAGGGACUACCAAGAAAAUGAAGAUCUCUAGAGAGAUUGUUGAUUCCAAUGGCAAAACCACACAGGUGGAAGAGAUCUUGACGAUUAACGUCAAGCCUGGUUGGAAGAAGGGGACGAAGAUCACCUUCCCAGAGAAGGGAAAUGAACAGCCAAAUGUGACACCUGCUGACCUUGUUUUCAUUAUCGACGAAAAACCACACAGUAUCUUCACUCGUGAUGGAAAUGAUCUGAUUGUCACCCAAAAGAUUUCUCUUGCUGAAGCCUUGACUGGUUACACUGUGAACCUCACUACACUGGAUGGUAGAAACUUAACGUUACCAAUCAACAAUGUUAUUCAUCCUGAUUACGAGGAGGUUGUUGCAAGAGAAGGAAUGCCAUUCCCAAAGGAUCCAACAAAGAAAGGAAAUCUGAGGAUUAAGUUCAACAUCAAAUUCCCAACCCGGCUCACUUCUGACCAGAAGGCAGGAAUCAAGAAACUCUUGUGUACCUGAAGUAACUAUAUAUACAUUGGCUCAACCCGUGGCUCUUUCUAUGAAAAUGUAUACUAGAUUACCAAAAUAUUUUACAGGAGAGGCGUAUGCGAUAAAUUUGGUUAUUUUUAUAGAUAUUUUGUGUUUCAUUUUAGUGAUUAAAAUUUUUGUUUCAAUAUUAUUGGUGUUUUGUAUGAUUGGUCAGCCAGUGGAAUGAAUUUGAGUCUAGCUAGUGCAAUGGCCAAUGGUUCAUUUUAUCAUGAUUUGAGCACUG